AUGGCUUCUUCUUCCUCGGCCGCGAAGCCGGAGGAGACAGGCGGCGGAGAGAUCUCGGAAGCGCCCCCGCCUCCACCACGGCCGCCGCUGGGCGGCGGCGAUCAGAUUUUGUUGUAUAGAGGUCUGAAAAAGGCGAAGAGAGAGAGGGGAUGUACGGCGAAAGAGCGCAUCAGUAAGAUGCCGCCUUGCACCGCCGGCAAACGCAGCUCAAUUUAUCGAGGGGUCACCAGCAGGCAUAGAUGGACUGGUCGGUAUGAAGCUCAUCUUUGGGAUAAAAGUACCUGGAAUCAAAAUCAAAACAAAAAGGGAAAACAAGGUUGGUGUGCAUAUGAUGAUGAGGAAGCUGCAGCAAGAGCUUAUGAUCUCGCAGCUCUUAAAUAUUGGGGCCCAGGAACACUCAUUAACUUUCCUGUGACAGAUUAUAGUAGAGACCUUGAGGAAAUGCAAAAUGUCUCGAGGGAAGAUUAUCUAGCAUCACUUAGAAGGAAGAGUAGUGGUUUCUCAAGGGGUAUGUCAAAAUAUCGGCCCCUCUCCAGUCGAUGGGAUUCCCAGUUUGGCCAGGGGCCUGCACCUGACUACAACAGUGAGUUCUAUGGUGAUGAUGUUGCUACAGGAAGUAGUUACUCCACCGAACGGAAAAUUGACUUGUCCAAUCACAUCAAAUGGUGGGGGACAAAUAAAUCUGGUCAAACCGACUUCCGUUUAAGGGCCUUAGAUGAAACAAACAUUGGGUUUCCCGAUGAUGUUGCUAGUGAACUUAAAGAUUUAGAAUGCUCCGCCGGCAAGCCCACCGAACCAUACGAAAUGCCUCGGCUAGGCUUUCCUCCCGAAAGAUUGAAGCACAAAAAGAUAUCUGCUUUGAGCACUUUACUCAAGUCGGAUGCGUACAACCGCCUUCAGGAGAAAGUAUCGAAAAAUAAAGAAAAGGAUGAGAACAAUGAAAAUGAGAACAAGAACAAUAUAUUAUUAGACAAAAUUGAGGUUGGAAAAACGGCUGACAGAACAUGCCAUGAUGUAGGAAGUGAGCACGGUGUGGCAUUUGGAUUUGGCGGAGGAUUAUCUAUUCAUAGGAAUGCUUACCCUUUAACCUCUCUUUUGUCCGCUCCACUAAUUACCAACUACAAUGGUCUUGACCCAUUGGCUGAUUCUGCUCUUUGGAGUAAUCUCAUUCCUGUUCUCCAAACGGGCCCGGGAUCUUCACACACAAAUGAGGUCUGCUAUUCUUAUGCCGAGUUUAUUUUCAUAUGA
Messenger RNA from Striga hermonthica, 1248 nucleotides. NCBI's taxonomy places the organism in Eukaryota, Viridiplantae, Streptophyta, Magnoliopsida, Lamiales, Orobanchaceae. The record is from the annotation of a GenBank genome assembly.